This is a messenger RNA of Purpureocillium lilacinum, 195 nucleotides long. Lineage: Eukaryota; Fungi; Ascomycota; Sordariomycetes; Hypocreales; Ophiocordycipitaceae. The record is from RefSeq and is a predicted model, not a curated record.
AUGGCACUUGCAAUUCCUCAUGCCGCGAGUUCGGCGGCGUGCUGGCGUGCUGGCUGGCUGGCUGCAACCACCGCCACUAACACGCCCGCCCGCAUCCAUCUUCGUCGCCGACGCCCACUGAAAAGCCGCCCGCAGAAACGGACUCUCAAGGCGACGACAGCGCAUACCCAGGAGGCAACUAACCUAAUGGCAUAA